CACUAAGGAACUAACUGUUGAGGGACUACUUUAGUAGUUUCAGAUGACAGCCUAAUAAAUAUGUUCUUGUUAUUAAACAUUCCUCAAUUCCCCCAUGGAGCUGAGUGAACCAACUGCAUUUCCUGACCUUAUAUAAUCAACUUUAAUUGGCAAACAGACUAGAGUUCAUUAUCUGAUCACUGGGAAAGUUUUCUGUUUCAUAUCUGCAGACUUAAUACAAGACACUGAGUGAAAACUUGUGUAUGAGUGGUCAGACUGCAUCCUCUGCAAUGAAGCAACUCCUGAUUUUGGUGAGUUUGAUUAUUCCAAUCUGGGCCUCUGCUUGCAAGAAGAUAAAUAAAGCAGACAUAGAAGGAAACUGCAUUGAGCAGUUUGCCAUGGCAGAUACUGACGUCAUACUCAAAUGCAAUGGUUCAGAAGAUUCAGCCUUAGUGACUUGGAAAGUAAAUAAUACAGAUCUUGCUCCAAGAAAUGAGAUAGUGCUGACCAGUGGGACCCUCAUGCUGCUGAAUGCUAGUGUGAGUCUGGAUGGAGAGUACACAUGCCACCGAGACAAGACAGGAGAAAUCAUGAGCAAUAUCCACCUUCGUAUGGGAUAUCCUCCAAGCAGGCCACUGAUUAAAUGUUAUUCAGUGAGCUAUCCUGAAAGUGUGCGCUGCACUUGGAAACUGGAAGAAGAAACUCAUAUUCCAACUCACUUCAUUGUAUCUUACAGAUAUGGAAUUGCAAUGAAUGAAGAGGUGAAAAACUGCAAGCAGAUUGUACCUGAGGAGAGCAGCUGUAUAAUCAGAGACAUUCAUCUAUUUUCAGUAACACCGUACACAUUGAAUGUGACUGCUGUGAAUCCACUGGGAUCAACAUCUAAGUUGCACCAGUUUAUUGUGGAAGACAUCAUAAAACCAGAUCCUCCCGAGGAAGUCACUGUGUCACAGAUCGAAAUGCAGAGGAGGAAGCUGUUUGUUCAGUGGAAACCCCCUAGUUCUUGGCCAGAGCUCACAUACUUUCCACUGAAGUACCGGAUUCGAUAUUGGCAAGAUGGAACUAGCAUGUUCAGAAUGAUUGGACCUUAUGAGGAGACAUUUUUUACUUUGGUUGGACUCCGUCCGAAGACCAAGUAUCACAUUGAAGUUUCAGCUAAAGACUUCACAGACAGCGGGGAAGACAGCGACUGGAGUCAUGUCGUGUCUGCUGCUCCAUGGACUUCAACAUGAACGAAUGUAAUACUAGAAUGUGAAAUGGUAUAAUCAAAAUCAGCUAUGACCAAAUGUAACACAAAAAUAUGAGAGCAUAUAGUCAUAAUUAACCAGUCAACACAAAGACAUUUGUACAUUAUCUGUAAACUUAUUCUACUUAAAUAAAUGUUAUAAAUAUUUAUCAUGCACUAA
This is a messenger RNA of Protopterus annectens (West African lungfish), 1385 nucleotides long. It is a transcript of the gene EBI3, whose product is annotated as Epstein-Barr virus induced 3. Gene Ontology annotation, cellular component: membrane; external side of plasma membrane. The record is from RefSeq and is a predicted model, not a curated record. Gene Ontology annotation, biological process: cytokine-mediated signaling pathway. The transcript has 7 exons. Gene Ontology annotation, molecular function: protein binding; cytokine receptor activity. Lineage: Eukaryota; Metazoa; Chordata; Ceratodontiformes; Protopteridae. The coding region runs from base 243 to 1211 and encodes 322 amino acids.